AUGGCCGGGGGCGGGCGGCUGCGCUUCGCUUUGGCCUGCUGCUUGCUGGGGCUCCUCGGGGUGGCGGCGGCUUCGCUGAACCGCAGCUCGCCGGAGGAGGAUCGGUGCAAGCGCGCUGCGCCCUGCGAGGCCCUCCAGGAGAGCAACUGUCUAGGAUCGCCGCUGCCCUACGCCGCCACCUCCACGUUGCUGGCCGGGGACUCCAGCUCGCAGGCGGAGGCGCACGACAAGCUGCUGCUCUGGUCCGGUUUGCGGAACGCGCCGCGCUGCUGGGAUGUCAUCCAACCCCUCUUGUGUGCCGUGUACAUGCCGAAGUGCCAAGACGGCCAUGUGGAACUGCCUAGCCAAACUUUGUGCCAAGCCACGCGGGGGCCCUGCACCAUCGUGGAACGAGAGAGAGGCUGGCCCGACUUCCUCAAAUGCACCACCGAUCGGUUCCCGGAAGGGUGCCCGAACGAAGUCCAGAACAUUAAAUUCAACAGCUCGGGGCGAUGCGAAGCCCCCCUGGUGCAGACCAACAACCCCAAGAGUUGGUACGAGGAUGUGGAAGGUUGUGGGAUCCAAUGCCAGAACCCCCUUUUCACCCAGAAGGAACAUCGCGAGAUGCACAUCUACAUCGCCGCCUUCAGUUCGGUCACCAUUUUUUGCACCUUUUUCACCCUGGCCACCUUCUUAGCCGACUGGAAGAAUUCGAACCGCUACCCCGCUGUGAUCCUCUUCUAUGUCAACGCCUGCUUCUUCAUGGGCAGCAUCGGCUGGCUGGCCCAGUUCAUGGACGGCGCCCGCAGCGAGAUCGUCUGCCGAGCUGAUGGCACCAUGCGCUUGGGAGAGCCCACGUAG
Molecule: messenger RNA, 840 nt
Organism: Pseudonaja textilis
Lineage: Eukaryota; Metazoa; Chordata; Lepidosauria; Squamata; Elapidae
Source: RefSeq, a predicted model, not a curated record